Messenger RNA from Drosophila kikkawai, 846 nucleotides. RefSeq lists its product as uncharacterized. The record is from RefSeq and is a predicted model, not a curated record. Lineage: Eukaryota; Metazoa; Arthropoda; Insecta; Diptera; Drosophilidae.
AUGUAUUACCUGAAAGUGGCUAUCUGCUGUGCCAUCUUGGCCACAGCGUACUCCCACAGGGAGUACAAGGAACCUCCUCUGGAUGUCACUAAGGCCAUGUCGGAGUUUCUGCAGCUUCACCAAAGCCAUUACGAUGAGAGGCUAAGGAUGUGCGAGGACACAAUAGACAACUUCCGGAGAGCAUUCAGUAAGGACAUCCAGGCCGUGAAGGUGCAGAGCGAGCUGUUGCAGGCCAAGGUGGAGGAGGCCUGGGCCUGGAUAAGGCCAUACGAGAAGAUUGAUUCCUGGCACCGUCAGUGCGUGGCCAACUACAGUGCGGUGCUGCCUUCGGUCAGCCAACUUCGGGCUUCUAUGAACACCUGCGGGGUUGAGGUGUAUCUGGAUGGGAUCAUAAGUAGUGCCCGGAAUAGUUGCAAUAAUAUCAAAAGAUAUUCCACCUACAUUUUGACCAAUCACAAGAAUACCUGCGAGAGAAACCACAGAAAGUCGCAAUUGGGUUUCAACACUUGCCUUAAGAAAGCGGUUAUCCCGCUUGAUGUCGAAGUCGCCAAGAGCUGGAAUGACUUUCAAAGGCUUAUCGGAGAGGCAGAGUCUAAUGCCAGAAAUCGCAUAAGAACCUCUCGGCAGUGCGCCUUCAACACGAUAUUUACCACCAGCUACAACAUCGGGAUAACAAGGCGACUUGUCGUCGAUUGCAUAGCCAAUGAACACAUCUGCGGCAGGAGCUCUUGCUCAGCGAGGUGCCCCCAUCAAAUGUAUGUGGGCGUCAAGGACGGUGAUUUCAAGGAUUUGACCAUAAGGAAUCCCAACAGGGAUCUGGGUUGCUUGGAGUUGAGAUUCAAGUAA